GGGGAAAAAAAACAAAACGACCGGCCGGAGCGAGCCGGCUCGUGCUUUAGUGCGGGGUUUGCCUUGACUAUUUUUCUUCUCGUUUUAACCCUGUGAUAAGUAAAGGAGAUGAGGGGACUCCUGUCGUUUUACCGGGGCCUGCACACCCUGAGUAACCGUCAAGCCAGACGAAAAGCUGGGAUUGUCGGUUCUCGGUGCGGGUUUUGCGGAACUCAGUCUAAUAGCAAGCCACAGCCGAGCUUUGGGCUGCUGUUGGACAUUGAUGGCGUGCUUGUCCGGGGAAGGAUGCCAAUCCCUGCUGCAAAGAAGGCGUUUGAGAAGUUGGUCGACUCUCAGGGACAAUUUGUGGUUCCAGUGGUUUUUGUCACAAAUGCAGGGAAUUGCCUCCGACAAACAAAAGCAGACCAGCUCUCUCACAUCCUGGGAGUACCUAUUACACAAGAUCAAGUCAUCAUGUCCCAUAGUCCCCUGAGGAUGUUUAAGAAGUUUCAUGACAAAUGUGUGCUGGUGUCAGGACAGGGACCAGUCCUGGAGAUUGCUAAAAAUGUGGGCUUUACGAAUGUUGUCAGCAUUGAUAUGCUGAGGGAAUCAUUCCCAUUGCUGGACAUGGUGGAUCACAACAGGAGACCCAAACUACCGUCCAACCCUCUUGGCAAGCUUCCUAAGGUUGAAGCUGUGAUUCUGUUCGGGGAGCCAAUUCGAUGGGAGACCAACCUGCAGCUAAUAACUGACGUUUUGUUGACCAACGGUAACCUCAGCAGUGCUCACCAAACCCAAAACACACCUCACCUCCCCCUGCUGGCCUGCAACAUGGACCUCAUGUGGAUGGCUGAGGCACAUUCCCCGCGGUUUGGGCACGGGACAUUUCUUGUGUGCCUAGAGAACAUCUAUAAGAAGAUAACCGGCAAAGAUCUGAAAUAUGAUGCUCUCAUGGGAAAACCCAGUGAGCUGACCUACCAUUUUGCGGAGUACCUUAUCAGAAGCCAGGCCACGGAAAGGCAAUGGAAUCUUCCCAUCACUUCCCUUUAUGCUAUAGGGGAUAACCUUAUGACGGACAUCUACGGUGCCAAUCUAUACAACUGUUACCUGAAGGAGAGAGUUGCGAGAAAGAACCCCAAAGCUGUUGCUAAGAUGGUGGCCGCCACGGGGUCCACCACUGCGUUGCCCCAGGAGGACGAGAUCGACAACCUGUGGGAGAGCGAGCUGGCGCUGCCCUCUGCCACUUCCUGUAAGUCCGUCCUAGUCUGCACAGGUGUCUACAACCCUAAUGCAGAGGUGCCAUCUGAUGCAAAUCACUGCAUCAAAGAGACUGUGUUCCACGGGCACCGGGACUUCAGAUUCGACCCUGCGCUAGUGGAGCCGGGCCACAUUGUACAGGAUGUGGCAGAAGCUGUUGACCUCAUCUUUGAGCAGGAGAAGUUUAUGCCCUAGUAGAGCUUUGAGCCAACAGGUUUUGUGUGACCACGGAGGACGUAGUUGUUGGGUGGGGGUAGGGUUUGGGGAGCAUUUAACUGGGUAUACCACUUAAUGUAUAAACCUGUAUGAGCCUAACACUGUGGACAUUGUUUAACCACCUGACAGGGCAUUGACAAAGUAAGGGUCAUCUUCUAAACUUUUAACGUUGAGACAAACUUUAGAGAAAAAAAAAUCUAUUUUUUGUUGUUGUUGUUUUUGUGGUAGUCUUUAAUUACCUGUUCUUGAACUGCCUUAUUUGACCCUACUAAGUAUUUUUUUAGAUGACAGUAAUGUUUUAGAUAAUUACAAAUCCUGAAACCAUCCUAUAUUUAUUACAAGAAUUUAUCAGUGUUUCUAAGAAGCCUAUCCAUAUAACAUUUGACCUUUAUUCUCAAGAUGACUUUUUAUUAUUUGCAUUUUUAGCCAUUUGUUUACCAAUUUAUCUUGGACAAUCUAUGCAUGAAUAUGUGAGUAAUGCUUGUGCUGUAAAAACAACUGUUUGAUGUGCAAUAUUGUCCUGUAAUAGUAUUGUCCGUCUGCAUUUUUGGCUAGUUGUGAGAGCCUUGACCAUUAUUUGCACAGAUCAUCUUUGUUAAAUAUUACCAUAUCUUCACGCCAUAAUCUGUUUGCUAUGAUGUACAAAUUCAUUUUUAUGCUUUAAAUUUUUAAUUCCAGAAGCAAAAGCUAACUAGACAUUAAUUUAGCUGCAAGUACAAUGUCAAUCAAAAGCUUUUACUGCCCCAAAUUUGACCAUUUGUCGUAAUUCACUCAUUGUAAAUAGUAUUGUAACUUAAGACAAUAUAAGGAAUAGUUACACACGUUU
Molecule: messenger RNA, 2278 nt
Organism: Micropterus dolomieu (smallmouth bass)
Lineage: Eukaryota; Metazoa; Chordata; Actinopteri; Centrarchiformes; Centrarchidae
Product: haloacid dehalogenase-like hydrolase domain-containing 5
Exons: 8
Coding region: 109-1431 (440 amino acids)
Biological process (GO): glycerophospholipid biosynthetic process
Cellular component (GO): mitochondrion
Source: RefSeq, a predicted model, not a curated record